AUGCCUUUUCAGGGUGAAGAAAUUGUUACUGUACAAUUCUCUGCAAAUGCUUCCCAUCCUGAUGACCUUCGUCUUCAAUAUAAUGUAAUUCAGGCAUGGAUGAAUGCUAUGGUGCACUCCAAAACAGACAUUUUGAUGAUUCCUCUUGUAGUCUGUCUAUUUGCCUCACUUUUGGCAACUCCUCUGGUCCUGUUGGCCAUCUUUUCAAACAGCAGCCUUCGUCAGGAGACCAGGUAUCUGCUACUUGCCAAUACUUUGGCUAAUGAUUUGAUUUAUUCAAUACUGAACACCUCCAUUGAUGCCCUUAAUGCCGCAGGUGUGGGAAUGCCUAAACUUGUUUGCGAAACGCUCUUGUAUGUGCUAACAGUGGCUUAUUGUAAUGGGAUCCUGACAGUCACAGCAAUGGUGGUGGACACUUAUGUGGCUGUGGGUUGGCCUCUUCGUUACACCUCACUUCUACCACACACCCGAACCCUUAAAAUCAUCGUUUGUAUAUGGAUUAUCUCUGCUCUCGCACCAUCCAUCGUCUACAUAAUAACACUGGGAACUCAACAGAAUCCAUUCUCCACAUUGUCAAUUUGUAUUUUACCUUUGAUACUUGUGCUCUCUGGCCUUCAUUCGUCUCUGUCAAAAAUUUAUUACAGUUUCACAGUAAUCUACUUUCUAAUAUGUUUAAUGCUGAUCUUCAGUUGCUAUGUCAUGUUAUACUGCAAAACAAGGUCGUCAGGAAUAUGGGCUGGAAACUCCAGGGCUAGACAGACCUAUGUCAUCAAUUCAGUGCUGUUCAUUUUUUAUUUCUUUCCGUUGAUUGUACUGGUGACUGGGGGUGCACUCCAAGAACUGCAUCUGAUUUCCUAUAUGACGGGACUUUGGAUCACGCUGUCAAUGGCAAAUAUGCUUAUGAUGUUACCCAAGGCAAUUUCUCCGUAUGUUUAUGCGUUCAGGUAUCGAGAAGUCACAAAAACAAUCUGGUCUUUAUCGAUGCUAAGGCAUGUUCGACGAGUAAGUCCAACUGGUUAG
Molecule: messenger RNA, 1020 nt
Organism: Rhincodon typus (whale shark)
Lineage: Eukaryota; Metazoa; Chordata; Chondrichthyes; Orectolobiformes; Rhincodontidae
Product: probable G-protein coupled receptor 148
Exons: 1
Coding region: 1-1020 (339 amino acids)
Biological process (GO): G protein-coupled receptor signaling pathway
Cellular component (GO): membrane
Molecular function (GO): G protein-coupled receptor activity
Source: RefSeq, a predicted model, not a curated record